Gregarina niphandrodes is the source of this 840-nucleotide messenger RNA. Its product is annotated as putative transmembrane protein. Bases 1 to 840 code for a protein of 279 amino acids. The transcript has 2 exons. NCBI's taxonomy places the organism in Eukaryota, Apicomplexa, Conoidasida, Eugregarinorida, Gregarinidae. The record is from RefSeq and is a predicted model, not a curated record.
AUGGAAUAUGAAAGUACUACGCUGGCGCGGUAUUGGAUAGCCUUAUGGGUUGGUGCAUUUCUGGUUGGUGUGAUCAUUUUGUCACAGUGGACGCAGAAAAAGUUGUUACAGAGGACACAGGCCGCUUUGGCCGCGGAGCUGGGCUAUGAAGAGGAGGUCUUUAGCACGGACGUGGGCACAAGCUUGGAGGAAACUACCGCCACGUCCGGGGAGACUGUUAAUGAUCUCCGGCGCCGAAUUUGCGGUUUGGCAGAUCUUGACACUGAUGAGCACGCGGCCACAGAACGCUACCGAGCAGCCGUGGGGGCCAACCGAGAGCCGGAACGGGGCCUCCUUCCGACCACUAUAGACGCUAGUACCGGGCAGUCGUUCGCCGCAACCCGAAAAAACGCACCGCGGAAGGCUAACUUUCGCCCACUUGAUCUAGACAAAGAAAGGAAAUUCGCGGAUCAAAUAAGCUCCUACUUUCAAGAGCUCAAGACCCUCUGGCCCAAGGACCAAUUUGAGCCCGAUCCCGAACUCAUCGAACAUGUUAAAGGCAUUAUCAACAAAAUAAACGAAGACUUCAACGUACUCACUCAACGCUUCAAAGACGACCGAGUCAGCGCCUCUCACUGCAUGUCUAUGUGCUGUACAGCUAUUCUUAAAUUCGACGUAAGACCGAGCCCAUUUAAGCGGAUCCACUCAUCUCGUCAUUCACGUAGGGUCUUUAUGUGCUGGACUCAAUUCGUCAAGCGGACGAGUCGUUAUCGACAAACUGCCGAAAUAUCAUUGAAACAGCUGUGCCCUUUAUUUGGGCCACGUAGUUCUUUUGUAUGCAACGUAGCGUAUAGGAAGUAG